CUCGCUCUUUCCUGCUUCCGCGGUCACACAGUCCUGAACGCUGAUGAUUUGCCCGUACAUUAAGUGAUGGGCAUGUUACGAUACGAAAACGAAGGCUCGAAGAAAUAGUUAUGUAGAUAUUAAAGAGAUAUAGUAAGUCUUUUUCAUAUAAUAGAAAGGAUUGAGUGCAAUAGUUUGUGAGUUACUGUGAAGCAUUACGACCGGAGCCGUUUUAUAUAGUAACUCGAGAAAAAGUCGGUUCCUGAGUUCAUGCAAGGGCAAGGAUGGCUUCCCGUCGGUUUCUCAUGCUUCUAGCAGCAGUUAGUGUGAUCCUGCAAGCCGGGUCUUCCGUUAUAGCCGAAGCCGACGAUCAUUAUUCAGGUUUUGAGACCACCACGGAAGAGGACCUGCCUGGCGAAGACCUCAGCGCUUACUUCAACGAACUAGAUGUAAAUCAGGACGAAUACGACGAUGGAAUUCCCGAUAAUUCCGAUAAUGAUACGAUAAAUGAUCUAGGUCGUCAGAACAAGCUCAUUACGAACGACGACACCUUCACGACCUCCCUCCUGAUGGAUAUUCGAGACAUCCUGUACAGGGACAAGGGGCAGAGCAGCCCAUCGGAAGCCAUGACUCAGCGGCUGGAGGACCUGAGCGAGAGCACCAAGGAUGCCCUCGAGGGCAUGGCGGGCAGCGUCGCGCGCCUGCGGGAAAACACCGACCAGAAAGUGAGCAUUGUGCUCGAAACAUUCUCCACCCUCAAGCUGCUCGUCUUGAGCCAGGGGGAGCAGCUGAGGGCGCUCGCGGAGAGGCUCGAGGCGGUUGAGGACGAGACCACCUCCUUCCACACGGAAAUGCGAAGCCUGAGGCGGUCGGUGGAAGAGGUGGAGUCGGCGGUGCGAGAGCGCAAGGCCCAGGCGGACGUGUACGCGUACUUCGGCUCCAACCACCUUGACGACGCGCCGCCCGAGCCGCCUGCCAACCUGACGGACCUCGACGACCGCAUUGGGACGACGAGCCACUCGCUCGACCAACUCACGUCCAAGAUGCAGUUCAUCUCCAGCGCCGUCGACACCAUCAGGGACGAGUUGCAGAAGGUGCAGCUGAACGGUACGGACCUCGAAGCAGCUCCCCAGGCUUGGGGGGAAGCCUCUGAGACAACGCCCGUCCCCGCGGCGUGCGAGUGCGACACGGCAGAGCUGGAGGUCUCCGUGGCCAGCCUCCGCGAGGAUCAGCGCGAGCAGAAGAAGAGCCUGCAGGAGAUCACGAAGAAGGUGGAGGACCUCGCCGGCCUCCACGACUCGGUGCGGCGCGUGGACGGCCUCGUCACAGCGCACGGAGGCCGUCUGAGGGAGGCUGAGGAAAUGCUGCAGGGCAUGACGACAGUGAAGAAGGACGUGGUUGCCGUCAAAUCUAGCCUACAGCACCUUCAGGAGGAGAUGACGGACAGCAAGAGAACUGUCAUCACCGGAAACGGAACCGUCAGCGUCAGCAUGAAUAAGCUGUGCGUGUGGCCCUACAAGCGCGGCGGCGGCGGCUGCUUCCACGUGCACACGGACACGCGCCUCAACUGGUCCGACGCGAGGGAACGCUGCCGGGAGAUGCAGGGCGACCUGGCGGCGCCGCGGCGCUACGGCCUCUUCAGGCAGUUCAUGAUCGAGCAGAGACUGGGCCGCGCCUACACCUACUGGCUGGGUGCUUCUGACGCCGAGGAGGAGGGCACGUGGCAGUGGGUGGAUGGGCGCCCCGUGGACAUGGGCUCGGGCGUGUGGGCGUCGAAUCAGCCUAACGAAGGGCGCGCCGCCAACUGCCUCGCCGUGAAGCCCGCCUACCGGUUCGUGGCGUCCGACGAGGAGUGCCACGCGGGCAGGUACUUCAUCUGCCAGCAGGAGGGGACGUAGGGUCGUGUCUGUCUGGCUGUCUGUUGUGUUGGUCUGUGUGUUUUUUUUCUUCUCUUAUUUCUCUUUUUUUUCUUCUCUCAUUUUCCCUCUUUCUCCCUUUCUCUCACCCUCUCCCUCUCCCUCUUCCUCUCCCUCCC
Molecule: messenger RNA, 2014 nt
Organism: Penaeus indicus
Lineage: Eukaryota; Metazoa; Arthropoda; Malacostraca; Decapoda; Penaeidae
Product: C-type lectin domain family 4 member M-like
Exons: 3
Coding region: 264-1877 (537 amino acids)
Source: RefSeq, a predicted model, not a curated record